AAACUCUAAUUCCUAAAACAUGGGCUCUCCUUAAGUUGUCUAUAAACUUCCAUCUGCUUAUAAAUAAGUAAUUUCCUACCACAUACCUAUUUUAUUAACUAAUUUCUACUAUAUCAUUAGCUAUUUCUUCUACUGAUAAUUCAAAAAUGGCGAAGAAUGUAGCUGAGUCUCCUCUUGAGAUAACUAGUUCAAGCUUGGGUUCACUUGACCAAAAGCUGGCCAUGGCUAAACGUUGCUCUCAUGAAGGCGUAGUCGCCGGAGCUAAAGCAGCCAUUGUUGCUGGUAUUGCCACUGCCAUUCCAACUCUGGCCAGUGCAAGGAUGCUGCCUUGGGCUAGAGCUAAUCUCAACCACACUGCUCAAGCUCUCAUAAUUUCUACAGUUGCUGGAGCAGCAUAUUUCAUAGUUGCAGACAAGACUGUUCUGGCUACAGCAAGAAGGAACUCCUUCAAGCAGAACCCUAACAUUGAGGCAUGACCUUAUAUAUAUGACCCCAGUUAUGUAAUCUAUUGUCAUCGAAUAAUAAUCAACUACAUUGAAUAGAAUAUUCAUGUUUAAGUAA
Mercurialis annua (annual mercury) is the source of this 561-nucleotide messenger RNA. Its product is annotated as early nodulin-93-like. NCBI's taxonomy places the organism in Eukaryota, Viridiplantae, Streptophyta, Magnoliopsida, Malpighiales, Euphorbiaceae. The transcript is spliced from 4 exons. The record is from RefSeq and is a predicted model, not a curated record. The coding region runs from base 147 to 476 and encodes 109 amino acids.